AUGUUCCAUGACAUAACUGUCAUUUUAUAAUGACUUUACUUUAAAAUAUAAUUUUAAAUUUUUUUAUCAUAUACAGUUUGAUAAUAUAUUUAUAUCAAAAAUGAAUAGACAUGCAGACUUUUCAAAUCCACUAGAAAUAGGUCAACAGCUGUCCAGUAAUACACAAGACCCAGUUAAAUAUCUUAGCAGAAGAUCGAUCCAACUAUCCAACCAAGACAUCCAGUUAGAUGAUCUUAGGGAACCGCCUACAACUCCUAAUGAUUUAAUUCCUGAUUUCGAAGUUACCAGAGUUCCACAAAUUUUUCCGAAACUCAGUACAGUUAGUCUUCCUCUGGUCAGAGAGAUUGGUGUAAAGGAAUCGAUAAAAGUGCUUGCCGAAAUAUAUAAUUGUAAAAAAUACAAACACAAUUUGGUGCAAUUUUGGUUCCUCGACUUUAUGACAGAUUGUUUAUGGAAGGUGCAAGACGAGUUUCAGUUUCCCGAUGAACAUCAGAAAAUUAUUUUAGAAUGGGUGUCGUACGCUUUCAAUUUAAUAAGAGCUCCUCAUCUGAAUCUACCAAGAAAACAAAUUUUCAAAAUAUUUAGCGAAGCUUUAAGCAUAGCAGAAUUGUUCAUUGAAACUGGAUGCGAAUAUCUGCCUUUACCGGGAGACUUGUUUACUUUAAGCGAUACUGUCAAACCUCCUGACAAGCCCAGUGGUUCUUCUUCAAGUUCAAUGGACGAUCCAAAGAUAACACCUGAAGUCGCCAGAAAUAACAGCUAUUUGGCUAUAGAGUUGGAUGACGGCGUUAGAUUUUUCGAUUUGCCACAGAAAGUCUUUCCUUGGGAUACUGAUGAUGAGUGUUUAAGCUCUACCGUUGAAACUGUAUCAGAAAACGAAAUUGUAAUUGUAAAACCAGAAAACUCUGACAACCAAAUUGCAGAAGAUAUUUCUCCUGAUUUUGACCAAGCCAAUGCUUUAAUGUUUGAAGAUUUCUACAAACCGGACCUAUCGACUCCAUCUAGGUUUGCACAUUCUGAAGAUUCGUCUUUUAGUGAUUCUGUGUCCUUUUCGUAUGAAAGCGAGAGCAUUGAUUUGGAGGAAGAUGAUGACGAAGGGACUGCAGGUCCACCAACGUGGGUAUUGUCCAAGAAAAAGGCUCCGGACGCUCCAUGUCCUAGUAAGUUAUUUGAAAUGAAGCCGGAGGAAAAGAAAAGAAGUGAGAAAAAGAAAGAAGAGGAAGCCAUUCAGAGUUGGUAUGACUACCAUUUGUGGCAAAUCAGAAAAAAAUCAAUGAAUGAUUCAAGCCUGGGUUAUUUGUCGUCAGAAGAGAAGAUCGAUCCCAAAAAAAGUCCAGACACUCAAAAAACGAACCAGGUACAAUCUGAAUCGAAUGCAAAUGCAUUGGCUAAUUUGACAGAAUAUAUGAGAAUGAUUCACGAUUAUAUGAAGGAACUAAGAGAACACAGAUUUGUUAAUACUUGCGUCAUUAUGGCUAUUAGAGAAAUUGUGUAUGACUAUUUUUACGAUUCGUUUCAAUUCUCCGCCAUAAAAAUGGUUUAUCGCUAUCCCCAUCUUUUAUAUACUCAAGGAUUGAACAAAGAAUGGCACACUCCAAAGAAGAUUAAAACAGAACUCAAACGACCGAAACCUAAAAAGAAGAAAGUGGAAAAACCCAAGAAAGAAAAGCCGCCGAAAGUUGAAUCGGCUCCACCACCGAAAAAAGAGAAGAAAACUACCAAAAAAGAAUCUCUCGAACCAGAAGUUGCGCCGAAAGGUGAAAAAACUGAAAAAGAUCACGAAGAAGAGAAAAUAGAAUUAGAGAGAAUUAACGAAGAAAAGGAGAAGCUGAAAGAAUUGGAAAGAAUAGCUGAGGAAAAUAGAAUGCUAGUUUUUCCUUUAACAGAUGCCGUAGACGAAACGUUCUUUUUAAAUUUAUUUCCUUCUAAGCAAAAGAAAAAAGGAAAAUAAUUAAGAAUAGUAUAUCAUUUUGAAUUAUAAAGAUUGUGGUUUAUAUGUAGAAU
This is a messenger RNA of Psylliodes chrysocephalus, 2004 nucleotides long. NCBI's taxonomy places the organism in Eukaryota, Metazoa, Arthropoda, Insecta, Coleoptera, Chrysomelidae. The record is from the annotation of a GenBank genome assembly.